AUGAACAUUAGUGAAAAUAUAUCCCGAAAUGCAUAUAAUGAAGAGAUACAACAAGACGAUGACGCAAUAAGUAUACUAUCGGAAGAUGUGGAAAUAAGUAGAAAGGGUGAGUAUGAUAACAAUAACAAUAAGGGUAAUAUCAACAACAACAACAUCAACAGUAAUAAUAAUGGAAAGGCAAUGGACAUAAAUGUACAUAAAAAGGAAAAAGAUCUAAAUAAUAGCAAUGGAGGUGAUAUAGAUUCGAAAAUAGGGUUUGAUAUUAAAAACAUAUUAACACAUGCAUACUUACCUGUAUGUAUAGAAAAAAUGAAGGAAGGAGAAUAUGUUUAUAAAUGGAAUAGCAAUAACAUCUUUCAAAAAAAGUCUCUAAAAUUCUUUUAUUUUGAUGUAAACAAUUAUUGUAUACGAUGGAAUUCUAAAAAAAAAAAACCAAAGGAAAAUAAAAACCCGUCGUUAUAUAUAUGUGAUGUAAUAAAAAUAUUAGAUGGUUCAGAAUCUUCAUUUUUUAAAAAAAAAGAAGAAGAAAAAAAUUUAUCUAUUGAAAUUAUUAGUUCGCAUAGGAAUUUAAGGAUUACAUUUUUGGAUAUACAAAGAUGGAAGAUGUGGCUUUUCGGUUUGAUGUAUUAUCAGUAUAAGUUAUGUAAUAAAGGAUCAGGAAAGAAGAAGAUGAAUCCAUUUAUAUAUGAAAGUAAUAAAUUAUAUGAUAAUUAUAUAAUAUCCGGGCUAAAAGAUAUUAAUGCUUUAACAUUAUCUCAAUUAUAUAUCAUUUUAAGAAGUCUUAAUAUAUAUUUAAAUAUGAAAAUUUUAUAUCAUUAUUUUUCAAUUUAUAAAAAUAAAGGAAUUAUAAAUUACUUAGGAUUUACCAAAAUUUUAGAACAUAUUUUUUCAAACAAUCACAUAUCUAUUCAUUUUAACAUAUAUAAAGAUAAAACCUGUAAUUAUAUAGACAAAAAAAAGUUUAUUGAAUUUUUGAUUGAUAUACAAUGUGAAGGAAAGUAUGAAGAGCGAAUCAUUAAGGAUCAACAAAUGGGUGAAAAUUGUUUUAUUAAAAAUGGAAUAAUAAAGAAUACAAGUAAAAAAGAGUCAUUAGAACCCUUUAUUCCAGAUGCUACCACAACUAGAAGUAAUGGUUUUAAUAGUGGUCCAUUCAAUUCAGCUAGAUGGUUACAUCAGGAAGAUCCAAAUGAAAAGCGGCAGGAUAAAAGCAAACGAAUAAGUGAAAAGGAAAAUGUUUCUGAAUGGUAUGCAGAUGCUUAUAAGGGCAUCCAUAAGUUGGAUCAAAACGAAAUAGAAAAUGCAGUUAGCGGUACAAAUAAAUCAGAGAAAUAUUAUGAAAAAAGAAACAGCAUUGAUAAUGAUAAUUCUAUUAUGCAGUACAAUUUUAGGAAUCAUGAAUGGAAAAAUUUAAUGAUAAAAUUAGAUAAGGACAAUGCAAAUGAAAAUAACAUGCUGUUUAGUGUGAAUGAUAAUAUACCAAGCUCCGUUCUUUUUGCAGAUAACACUACAUGUUAUGAUGAAGAUUAUAAGAUGAUCUUGAAGAUAUUAAGAAGCAAAUUGGGUGAGAAGAAAGAAGGUAGAAUUAACAAAGGUACAAAUGAUUAUUAUAAUGAUAAUAAUGAUCCUAGCAAUUGGAAGGAAGAAAACAUGCAUAGCGAUCAAGAAAAAGUUUAUGCUCAAAAUGAUAAAAGGGAAGAUAUCGAACAGUAUCAGGAGCAAUCAAAUACUGUUUCUAUUAAAGAAAAUAUAGAUGAUAAUUCAUAUUUUAUAAGAGCUAAGGUUAUAUAUAAAUUGGUAAAUACUAUUAAAAAAUAUAAUAUUCCAUUUGUAAUGAUUAGCGAUGAUAGUCAUUAUUUAACUCAAAUAGGAUUAGUUUACUUCUUAUUAUCAAAAGAAAAUAGUAUCAUGUGUCCUGAAUAUUCCAAAGUAUAUCAAAAUAUGAAUUUACCAUUAUGUAACUACUGGAUAAAUAGUAGUCAUAAUAGUUACUUAGGUAGAAAACAAAUAUUUAGCUCUAGUAACAUUGAACAGUACAUAUAUAUUUUAAUAGAUGGUUGUAGAUGUGUAGAAUUUGACUGUUAUUAUUUUAAUAAAAAUAUUGUUGUUUAUCAUGGUUUUUAUGGGUAUAAACUAACUUCCUCUAUUUUAUUUUGUGAUACAUUAAUUGCAUGCAAAAUGUUUGGUUUCACUACUUCUCCUUUUCCCAUUAUUUUGUCCUUAGAAAUUCAUUGUAAAAAUAAGCAUAAAAAUUUAAUUGCAAAAAUAUUAAUAUGUAUUUUACGUAAUCAGUUAUAUAUACCUAAAACAAGUGACGAAAUUAAUAAUAUAACGCCAAAUUAUUGUAAGAAUAAAUUUUUAGUCAAAUAUAAACAUUUUGAUAAUAACGACAAUUCAGCAUUCUACUAUAUAUUCGAAGGUUUGCAGAGUGUUAUGUAUGAUGAGCUGGGAUUUGUAUCCGAUAUUAUUAGUGAUAAAGAUGAAGAUGAUGAGAUGGUAAGGGCCCAAGGAAAGGAAGAUGACGAAGAGGAUGAGCGGCACGACCAUAAUGAAGAAUACGAGAUAGAAAAACAUUUUAACAAUUACAUACAUAAUAGUAUGCAAAAGAGGUAUAAAAAUAACACUAAAAAAAGAAGUACAUAUAAUAAUGUAAGUAGCUUUUGUAAUAAUAAUAGCCAUUUUUCUUUAGAUAAGUAUGAGAAGGACGAUGAUAAUAAUAGCAACUGUGGAAGGAAGAAAAACACAAACGUUUUUAUACACAAAAAUAGACAUCAGAAGAAUGGUGAAUAUAACAAUACGCAUAUAAACACCUGUGAAGAUGUUAAUAAUAGUACUUCUCUUUGCAAUAAUGAGACAAAGGGAGAAAUGUUAAAUGAAGCAGAGGAGGGGAAAAAAUCAGUUCUAAAAAAAUCAGAAAGUGUAAAUAUACGAAAUAAUAAUAUACUAAAUGAAUAUUCUUGCUUAAAAGGAUAUACUUUUCGAAAUUUUUAUGAAAAUAGAACAUACGACGAAAUAUGUUCCAUUAGUGAGAACAAAUUUAUUAAAUUGAUAAAAAAGAAUGAAAGGGAAAUUAUUAGAUACAAUCAAAAAACUUUAACACGUGUAUACCCAUCUGGCACUAGAUUAGCAUCAACGAAUUUUAACCCGCUUAUAUUUUGGAGUGCUGGAAUUCAAUUUGUUGCUUUAAAUUACCAGUAUAAUGGUUUGAGCAUGUUGUUAAAUAAAGGAAGAUUUUUGGAAAAUGGAGGAAAACAUUCUGGAUAUAUAUUGAAACCUGAACUGUUAAGGUUUAAUGAAAAAAAUGACUACAGUACUUUAUACUUAGAUCUACAUAUAUUGUCAUUGCAUCAAAUUAAUUUACUGUUUUCAAUUAAGCAUAAAUAUCAAGAAAAAAAAUUAAAAAAGAAAUUGUUCAAAAUGGAUAUGAUUCAACGUAUUCAAACACACAAAAAAAUUAACAAAAAAAUGAAAAAUUUUAAAGAAUUACAAAAAUUAGAAAAAGAAAAAAAAAAUCUCCUUUUUUCGGACGUACAGUCAGAUGAUAAUAAAAAAAAAAAUAUUAGUCGUGAAAUACUUUUAAAAAAAUUCAAUGAUAAUGAUAAUGAUGUUAAUUAUAUUCACAAUAAAUGUUCAAAUGUUGAAGAAAAGUAUGAAGACAUGUUAACAGAAUACAAAUCCUUCUUAUUAUGCUCAUCCUUAUCACACAGUAGUAGUUUCAAAAGUUGUAGCAGCAAUACAACAACAUCGAAUAAUGCAACUACAGAUUCGAAUAAAAACUCUUCAUCGAAAUCUAAAAGUUUUUAUCAAACGUUUGAGGAACUAAAAAAAGCACAUAAUUUAUUUUUCUAUUUAUAUGUUACAAUAUCAGUACAUGGCUAUAAUGAGCAAAAAUAUUAUUUUAAAACGGAAAUUGCUAAGGUCAAUUUUUAUGACAUAAAUUAUUGUUGGUCAAAGCCAUCCAAUUUUCAGAUAAAAGUAUCAUACCCCUCAUUGGCUCUCAUUGUUUUUGAAUUAAAAGCAUAUGAUACUGUGAAAAGUGAACUGAUUGCUUGCGCGUGCUUUCCAGUUAAAUGUUUGAGAGAAGGUAUCAGAUUUGUUCCACUGUGCGAUAAAUACUUAAAAGACAUAAAAGGAUCAGGAAUUUUAGUUAAUCUAAAAAUUAAUAGCAAUAAUAAUUGA
This is a messenger RNA of Plasmodium malariae, 4176 nucleotides long. RefSeq names its product phosphoinositide-specific phospholipase C, putative (gene PI-PLC). Gene Ontology annotation, biological process: maintenance of protein location in cell cortex; phosphatidylinositol-mediated signaling; lipid metabolic process. The record is from RefSeq and is a predicted model, not a curated record. The transcript has 4 exons. NCBI's taxonomy places the organism in Eukaryota, Apicomplexa, Aconoidasida, Haemosporida, Plasmodiidae. The coding region runs from base 1 to 4176 and encodes 1391 amino acids. Gene Ontology annotation, cellular component: cell cortex. Gene Ontology annotation, molecular function: protein binding; phospholipid binding; phosphatidylinositol-4,5-bisphosphate phospholipase C activity.